AUGUUUAUCAGUGGCCAUUUUAACUUUCCAGUUUCUCAAUCAAAUAUUCAUUUGCCAAUUCUGAAGUGCAUCCUGCGAGUGGACUCCAGGUGUUCUCACACCAUAGUGAGCAAGAAGGUGUGCCAAAUCGGGAAGAAACAAAGCACUGACACCAUAACGAUUAGCAGCGGAAUGUGGCUGUGCAGACUUUUCUUUCCUUCAUAUUUCUUCUUCAUCUUUUUAUUCUUCAUUGCGAUUUUUCACUUUCUAUUUUUUCUUUUCCCAUUCUUACAUAUUUUCUUUUACAAAAAUUCAUUCUUUGAUUCUACUUCUUCAUUAAAGUUUCUCACUUUCUAUAUUUUUAAUUUUUUUCACAAAAAUCUCCUUUUCUUCUUUAUAAUUUGUAACUUUUUUUUUUCUCUAUUCUUUUGUUUUUCCACUACAAAAUCAAUCGAUCUUUCUUUCAAUCUUUCUUCUUCAACUUCAUUACAAUUUGUUACUUUCUUCUUUUUUUCUUUUCUUCAACAUCAUCUUAUUUUUCUUUCCUCAUUGAAUUUCUCUCUUCUUUAUUGCAUUCAUUCUUUCUUUCCUUCCCAAUCUCUUUGUUUUGGGCUACUGAACAAAAUAGCUAUUUUUUUUUAA
Acanthosepion pharaonis is the source of this 621-nucleotide messenger RNA. NCBI's taxonomy places the organism in Eukaryota, Metazoa, Mollusca, Cephalopoda, Sepiida, Sepiidae. The record is from the annotation of a GenBank genome assembly.